Paramecium tetraurelia is the source of this 573-nucleotide messenger RNA. RefSeq lists its product as uncharacterized. The transcript has 2 exons. NCBI's taxonomy places the organism in Eukaryota, Ciliophora, Oligohymenophorea, Peniculida, Parameciidae. The record is from RefSeq and is a predicted model, not a curated record.
AUGAAAGCUUACAGAUCGCCUUGUUAGUCUUUCCAUACUGUAAGAACUUCACAAUGCAAUUUUGCUACUCCAGAACGACUGGUCAAAGUGUAAACAAACUCGGGAGUUAAAUCUAGUCCAUUUUAAAAAAAUGAAAAUUAAUUCAAAAAUUACCAAUCCAACACAAUAGCAAAGAAAAAAGAUAGUACAAACCUAUACGAUUACAUAAGUGAAUUAGAACAAAAAAUCAAUAAAUUAGAGCAAAGUUAAUGUAGGAGUUUAAACAAUAAUUAUCCUGAGAUUUUAUAACUCGAGAAAAGAAUGUUAAUGUUGCUAAAUGAAAAUUGCGAAUUAAAGAGUGAAGCCCUUAUGAAUUAGAAAUUGGCAUAUGAAAAUGAACAACUUAAAUAGUUGGUUUAAGAACAAUAAAUGAAAAUUCUUGAAUUUGGGGAACAAUACAACUUGCUUUUUGAUUCUCAUUAAAAGGUUUGUGAGGAAUACAGGAUUUUAGAAUCUAAAAUCUAAACUUACGAACUCACCAUGUCUAUAAGAAAACAUUCAAGUUUUAGUGAAUAUUUUAAGACCUCUGAAUGA